Macrosiphum euphorbiae (potato aphid) is the source of this 411-nucleotide messenger RNA. The record is from the annotation of a GenBank genome assembly. NCBI's taxonomy places the organism in Eukaryota, Metazoa, Arthropoda, Insecta, Hemiptera, Aphididae.
AUGAUAAUGGAUCAUAGGAAUUCAAUAAAGUCGACGCCAGAAGAUGAUUACGUUUCUUUCAUGGUCUAUCUGCGAACAAACGGCGUCUGGAAAUCCGUGAGCGACGUGUUCAGGAUGUUAAACGAAACUAGGCCCAAAGAUCCGAUCGAGUUUUUCAAGGCGAAUAUUAAGAUCGAUAACAGCGACAACAGAGCCAUCGAAGAAACGCGUCGUGAAAUUGCAGAGGCCGAAAAAAAGCUAAGUAUUUUAAGACACGACAAACUCGUGUUGACGGCUAAUUUGGAUUUGCUAGACAUGACAAUUUGUCUGAAACAAAAACCAAAUUCGGGUGUCGGAAGCACCGCCGUCGACUACGCGGAGGACGACGACGAAAUGAUUUCCGAAACGCUUUCUCAUUCCGAGCACGUAUAG